Messenger RNA from Cyphomyrmex costatus, 1793 nucleotides. It is a transcript of the gene wbl, whose product is annotated as endoplasmic reticulum protein 29-like protein wbl. Lineage: Eukaryota; Metazoa; Arthropoda; Insecta; Hymenoptera; Formicidae. The transcript is spliced from 3 exons. Bases 1 to 750 code for a protein of 249 amino acids. The record is from RefSeq and is a predicted model, not a curated record. Gene Ontology annotation, cellular component: endoplasmic reticulum; endoplasmic reticulum lumen. Gene Ontology annotation, biological process: protein secretion.
AUGAUUCGAUCGAGUCUUGUAUUAAUUCUUGUCAUCGCUACUUCGCACGUUACCGCUGGAGAUGACUGCAAAGGAUGUGUGCCCUUGGAUUCAUAUUCUUUUGAUAAGGUUAUAUCCAGAUUUAAGACAGUGCUCGUUAAAUUCGAUGUUGCAUUUCCUUAUGGUGGCAAGCACGAGCAAUAUGCGACUGUGGCGGCUGAUACCAAGGAUUCACAAGAUCUCCUGAUAGCUACAGUAGGCGUGAAAGAUUUUGGCAAUAAGGAUAAUUCUGAUCUAGCGCAACGUUACAACAUUAAGAAGGAUGACUUUCCAGUAGUUUUAUUAUUUGUACAAGGCAAAUCAGAACCAAUCAGAUUCACUCCUGAAAGAGAAUCUGAUUUUACAGGCGAAUACUUGAAGCGAUUUAUCAGAUCUAGAUCAAGAGUGUACUUAGGAUUACCAGGAUGUGUGGAACGACUAGAUAAGCUAGCUGAAGAAUUUAAAGCUACUACGGGAGAGCAGAACAGGCAGGAAAUACUAAAGAAGGCACGAAUCUUUGAGGAAACUUUGCCAGAAGAGCAACGAGAGGCAGCAAAAAUUUAUGUUAAGACUAUGGAAAAGAUUCUGGAACGAGGAGAUAUAUUUGUACAAACAGAAGAAACGCGGGUACAGGGUCUUCUUUAUAAAGAAAAAUUGUCUGAUCAAAAGAAACGUACAAUGGAAGAGAGACGAAACAUCUUACAAUCUUUUUCAGCAAGGGAUGAGUUGUAGAGCGUUUAAAAUUUACAAUGAUCACCUAAGUAAUAUCAUCUAGCAAUCAAAUUUUAAUUCGAGUGUCGAUUGUUGAGCUAUUUUGAAUUAUUUCAUACACUCGUUUUAUAAAAGUAGCGAUAAAAAUAGAAAUCGCGCGCGCACAUAUGAGAACGGUAUAUUAUACUUAUUUUCUAUUAAAUGAUAUAUUUACUUUGUUAUUUUGCAUUCCUUAGUCUAUUCCUCUGUGAUGAAAUGUUUCUCACGCUUUGUGCUCUAUUAGUGCAAAAUACAAAAUGACUGAUUAUUUUUUCAUACAAUUAUUUUUUUUUGUUCUCAUUUUUUCACACAAAAUACAAAUGAAUAUAAAGUAAGGCAAUAAAUACUAAAAAUACAUAAUUCUCGUAUCCAAAAGAAUAUCUGUCGUUUGUCAAAUCGAUUAUUUAAUACAUUUACUGUUCAAUGUAUUUGAAAUUGAGUCUCGUUGGGAGUUGAGCCGGUCUCCGUCCCUUCUGACUCCAAUAACCAACGAUCGGAUAAAAAUGAUAAUUGUCAAAUUCCUUUCAUAUAACAAUUUAGAAAGUAAUGAAAAAUCUCAAAUUACAUGGAUGCAGUAGACAGAACGUGUGUUAAACAUAUUUAGUACCUAUUACAUAAAAUGUGCAAUAGACAAAAAAUUAAAAAUAUUCUUUAUAGAAAAGUUGAUCGGUUGUGGAUUAAGAAGUUAUAUGUAUAUACAAAAUGUCCCACGAGAUUUCUCCAAUCUUCCACAGAAUCGAAAUAAAUACAAAAAUCCUAUACUGUGUGUGUUUAGCGAUUCUCGCAAUAUUAAUACAGGUAUUAAUUUUUGAAAUUGUACUAACAAGAGAAUCCGUUUUGAGAAACGCUGCGGCCGCACGAAGUAUAGCCCGGCCCACUUUUUCAAAUAUGGCUGCGGUGGCAGCGCGAUUAGAGAGGCAAGAGGGGAAGCGUGUCGUCGCUUGGCAAGACUUGUAUUUAUUUCGAUCCUAUCUACUUUCCUGUGUGAGAUUGGAGAAAUCUCGUGGGGACACCCUGUAUAUAUA